This is a messenger RNA of Trichoplax adhaerens, 738 nucleotides long. RefSeq lists its product as uncharacterized. Gene Ontology annotation, cellular component: Hrd1p ubiquitin ligase ERAD-L complex; endoplasmic reticulum membrane. Gene Ontology annotation, molecular function: ubiquitin-specific protease binding; misfolded protein binding. The coding region runs from base 1 to 738 and encodes 245 amino acids. Lineage: Eukaryota; Metazoa; Placozoa; Uniplacotomia; Trichoplacea; Trichoplacidae. The record is from RefSeq and is a predicted model, not a curated record. Gene Ontology annotation, biological process: endoplasmic reticulum unfolded protein response. The transcript has 7 exons.
AUGGCUCAGCAAUCAUUAUAUAAUGAAUUUAUGCAAAUACCGGUUAUAACUAGAACAUACACGACAGCUUGUGUAAUAACGACUUUACUGGUGCAACUGGAUGUUGUUAGUCCUUUCCAAAUAUAUUUUAAUCAUGAACUAAUAUUUAAUCGUCUUCAGCUAUGGAGACUAUUUACCAGCUUCUUCUUUUUUGGGUAUAUUGGAUUUAACUUUCUUUUCAACAUGAUAUUUAUGUAUCCUUUCGUCCUUUUAAUGUUUUUUAGAAUUAAAAUUUUUGAGGGAUCUUUCAGAGGAAGAACAGCAGAUUUCGCUUACAUGUUUAUUAUUGGUGGCCUUUCAACUGCUAUCUGUGGCUGUUUUACCCAACUAUUGUUUCUAGGUCAAGCCUUAACUCUGAUGUUUGUUUAUGUGUGGAGUCGACGUAAUCCAUUCAUUUAUUUGAAUUUUCUUGGCAUACUAACUUUCAAAGCACCAUAUCUUCCUUGGGUUUUACUGGGAUUCUCACUCCUCCUUGGGGGCUCAGUUGUUGUAGAUUUAGUCGGAAUUGCUGUAGGACACGUUUAUUACUUCUUAGAGGAUGUUUUUCCUAAUCAGCCCGGCGGGCAGCGAUUACUUAAGACUCCUUCAUUGUUGAAAUGGAUAUUUGAAGGAACUGUGGAUCCUGCAUUUGAAGCAGCACCUGAAGAAAGACCUGGCGGAUUUAACUGGGGAAACCAAGAAAAUCUAAACGAGCAAUAG